Messenger RNA from Arachis duranensis, 408 nucleotides. Its product is annotated as thioredoxin H9. The transcript is spliced from 4 exons. Bases 1 to 408 code for a protein of 135 amino acids. The record is from RefSeq and is a predicted model, not a curated record. NCBI's taxonomy places the organism in Eukaryota, Viridiplantae, Streptophyta, Magnoliopsida, Fabales, Fabaceae.
AUGACAGUAUCUGAAGGUGAUGGUGGUGAGAGCCAUCCUGGAGAGGUUUCGUCCAAAAACGUGCAUCACGUAACUUCCAUGCAAAUUUGGGAAACAAUGCUAGCUCAGGCCAGCACAGACGGCAAGAUUGUGGUUGCAAAUUUUGUUGCAUCUUGGUCUCUUCCUUGCAAAGAAAUAAUGCCAAGCUACUGUCAUCUUGCGGACACAUAUUCUUCUUCCCUUUUGUUUCUCACUGUGGAUGCUGAUCAGCUUGCUGAGUUAAGUACUUCAUGGAGUGUCAAUGCAACUCCAACAUUUUAUUUUCUGAAAGAAGGGAAUCAAGUAGAAAAACUAGUUGGUGCUGACAAGGUAGAGCUUAAGAAGAAGACAGCUUUUGCCGCUGAUUUAGUUACCAAAUCUUGCAAAUGA